Molecule: messenger RNA, 2335 nt
Organism: Somion occarium
Lineage: Eukaryota; Fungi; Basidiomycota; Agaricomycetes; Polyporales; Cerrenaceae
Source: the annotation of a GenBank genome assembly
CGUAGGGCAACUGUCAUUAUUGUCAGUGACAGAUGCCACUGCAAGUCGAGCAACCGAAAACGCUAUCCUUAUCAUCUUAUCAAGGACGCUGAAGGAGUAAUGUGCACAGCCACGGCGCCGACCAAAUGAAGGUGAACGCCGCAAAAAGAACCGAGAGAUAAGCGCUUUCGAUCCUCGAGGACAUUUACUCACCAUCUCGGUCGAUAGUUUGAACCCAAGGUCGCUUGGCGGACACCAGAAGAUACGACGAGCUUUUCUAGCGGACGAAAGGUGUUUUUUACACUAUGUCAGACGUGAUUGGACGCGAGCGGUCGCCGGGCGGUGUUCAGUCGAACCCUGUUUUUGUGCCGUCGCUCGUCAGACUGGACUGCGAUUGCUUGGUUCCCGGGACGCUGACGGAGAAAAUCGGUCGAAGCUGAUCUUCAAAUGGCGCAAGGCAGCACAGGUGUCAAAACUGUGGAAGAAACGCGGCUGACAGGGCGUGCUAACAUGCCGCAGAUCUGGAUUAGGCGAGGGAUAGCCCUUAAAACCUAGAGCGGCUGGCCUACCUUCCCUCAAGUUGUCCUCUCCAGUCAGGCUCACUGUAGAGCUCCAACGCUUUCCCUCCUACCGCCAUGACUCUCGCGACGCCCCUUGCUCUUUUCUGUCAGGUUUUCUUGUUUGCAGCUCUUUAUGUCUCUUCUUCCUAUGCACAAGAACAUCUAGUCUUCGCUCACCACGUUGUUGGCUUCACAUUUAACUAUACCGUCGACGAUUGGACAAAUGGUGCGUCUUGCUCCCACGCUCAUCUUACUCUUCAUUCAACUCUCCUCUUCAGAUAUCCAACUCGCUCAGUCGAAAGGUAUCGACGGCUUCGCCCUCAACGCUGGCCAUGAAACCUGGCAACCCGGCCAGAUCUCCAACGCCUAUACCGCAGCACUGAACUUCACCGAUUUCAAGCUGUUCCUGUCCUUCGACAUGUCAUCAUUCCCUUGUCAAAAUGUCAGUGACGGAGACCCGUUGCGACAGAUGAUCAAUGGUUACGCUCAGCAUCCCAAUCAAGUGCAAGUUGACGGCAAGAUGUUGAUUUCCACAUUCGUCGGUGACAACUGCACAUUUGGCGCCCAAUCUGUCGACCAAGGUUGGCUCAACACUGUCAAGAGCAAUGUGUCCGCGACAUACUUCAUUCCCAACUUCAACGCACCGCCGGAAACUAUGGGAACGUUCACCUCGAUAGAUGGUAUCUUCAACUGGAACGCCGCAUGGCCGGAAAGCGCUUCUUCUGCUGCGACCGACGUUACCCUGUUCUCAGCAACCAACACGAACAUUACCUUUGACCCAGAUCAAAGGUACAUCGACCGCCUGGGCGAGCGGCGAUAUAUGGCCGGUGUCUCGCCCUGGUUCUUCACCCACUACGGACCGCCUCUGAACAAAAACUGGAUUUACCGCGCCGAUGAAUGGCUUUUAAUCCAGAGAUGGCAGAUGCUUGUGGAAAACCGAGACAAGAUUGCGUUCGCUCAGAUUAUCUCGUGGAACGACUACUCUGAGUCGCAUUACGUCGGCCCAUAUGAGGGUACGCCGCCCGAUGGUACCAACUGGGUACAAGGCUUUGAUCAUACUCCCUGGCUCGAUCUGAUGCAAUAUUACAUUACCGCGUACAAGACCGGUUCAUACCCGGACGUCACUGAUGACCGUAUCUUCCUCUGGGGUCGUCUGUAUCCUGCCAACAUGACUCUCGACGACCCUAUCGGUAUUCCUGAUAACUGGCAAUGGGCGUCAGACAAGGCGUGGGGUGUUGCAUUGCUCGGGCAACCCGGUACUCUUCAUCUGACGUGCGGCACUGACACGACAUCAAUACCCGUGAAUGAAGGUCAAAAUCUCGUUCAGCUGUCAUUGUCGCAGUCAUGUGGUGUAACGUCUGAACUCACGCGUGGAAAGAAGAACGUCAAGGUGAUGGACUACACACCUCUCGGCUUCAACUUCAGCACAAACCCGCCACCCCAAUAUAACUUCAACGCUUUCGUCGCUGCUUCUCCUGCAGGGGCUGGAGUCACUUCAAGCGCAAUCCUCUCGAGCACAAUAUCCUCAUGGCGGAUGCUUCUCGCAGUUUGUUUUGUGGUCUCUGUUUUCCUUUCAUGAUAGAUUCUCUUUCUCUCUCUUUGUUACUUAUCUCCUAUACCUGACUGGAAAACACCAUGGACUUGAUCCCCUUCGAAAUAGUGUAUCAUUCAUAUAACUGGGAGGCUUGGCGUCGUGCCCUCGUUUUCGCGCAAGGUUCUCUCAUAUCAUUAUUACUAGCCCAUUGAAAUGCAUACUUGUUUUUGUCACCCGUGGAUGAUCAUCCUCAAUCUCCGUA